Messenger RNA from Schizophyllum commune H4-8, 1390 nucleotides. Its product is annotated as Asp-domain-containing protein. The transcript has 6 exons. NCBI's taxonomy places the organism in Eukaryota, Fungi, Basidiomycota, Agaricomycetes, Agaricales, Schizophyllaceae. Bases 18 to 1238 code for a protein of 406 amino acids. Gene Ontology annotation, cellular component: fungal-type vacuole. Gene Ontology annotation, molecular function: aspartic-type endopeptidase activity. Gene Ontology annotation, biological process: proteolysis. The record is from RefSeq and is a predicted model, not a curated record.
GUCUCCUCCCAACCACCAUGAUCCUUACUUCUCUCUUUCUUGGGCUCUUGCCCGCCGUCUACGCCGAGGUCCACAAGCUCCAGCUCCAGAAGAUCCCGGCGACGGUCGGCAACCCUGAGCUCGAGAGCCUCCACCUCGCUGAGAAGUAUGGUGUUGUCAACGAGUUCCAGACGCCGUUGAUGGGCGCCGGCGGCGCUGGCCGUCGUCUGAAGAACGAUGCUGGCGAGGACCUCUUCUGGACGCAGGAGCAGGUCAAGGGUGGCCAUGGCGUUCCUUUGACGAACUUCAUGAACGCGCAGUACUUCACGGAGAUCACUUUGGGCACCCCGCCGCAGAACUUCAAGGUCAUCCUUGACACUGGGUCUAGCAACCUCUGGGUCCCCAGUUCCAAGUGCACCUCCAUCGCCUGCUUCCUGCACGCCAAGUACGACUCGAGCGCCUCGUCGACGUACAAGCAGAACGGCACCGAGUUCUCCAUCCAGUACGGCUCCGGUUCCAUGGAGGGCUUCGUCUCCCAGGACGUGCUCACCAUUGGCGACCUCACCAUCCCUGGGCAAGACUUUGCUGAGGCGGUGAAGGAGCCCGGCCUCACCUUCGCGUUCGGCAAGUUUGAUGGUAUCCUUGGCCUUGGCUAUGACACUAUCAGCGUCAACCACAUUGUGCCCCCGCACUACAACAUGAUCAACAAGGGUCUCCUCGAUGAGCCCGUCUUCUCCUUCCGCCUCGGGAAGUCCGAGGAGGACGGUGGCGAGGCCAUCUUCGGUGGUGUUGACAAGAGCGCAUACAAGGGUGACCUCACCUACGUCCCGGUCCGCCGCAAGGCCUACUGGGAAGUUGAGCUUGAGAAGAUCUCCUUUGGCUCCGAGGAGCUUGAGCUUGAGUCCACUGGCGCUGCUAUUGACACGGGCACCUCCCUGAUCGCUCUCCCCACCGACAUGGCCGAGAUGAUCAACGCCGAGAUUGGUGCUAAGAAGUCCUGGAACGGCCAGUACCAGGUCGAGUGUUCGAAGGUCCCCGACCUCCCUGAGCUUUCCCUUUACUUCGGUGGCAAGCCGUACACGCUCAAGGGCACGGACUACAUCCUUGAGGUCCAGGGCACCUGUAUCUCGUCCUUCACUGGCUUGGACAUCAACGUUCCGGGUGGCUCGCUUUGGAUCAUCGGCGAUGUCUUCCUCCGCAAGUACUACACCGUCUACGACCUUGGUCGCGACGCUGUUGGCUUCGCUGAGGCGAAGUAAGCUGGGUUUGCUGCUGUCGGCCUGUACGGGCACUGACUGGAAGGAUGGAUUCGACUGAACGUGUUACCAAUACGCUUUCUCUCUUUUACGACGGCGCUCGCGCGCGUGUGUGUACAAUAUCGUAGGACGCAAUGACCUGUCUAAUCACGCAA